GCAAGGCAAAGCCUCCACACCCCCACAGAACCAAAAAGAGACCAGUCAAGGCUAAGGUGAAUCCGAUUCUGUCAAAAGCGAGGCACAACUCCAGCUACAAAUUGUGCCAAUGCUGCCGGUAUCGGUCCCUGCUUCAACUACCCCGAAUGAUCACAGUCUCCUUCAGCUGUUCCCUCGAAUACCGUUUUAGUUGCCGAGCUGAUCGUGUGGGCAUCGAUGGUGAACCGCGCGCGUUUCGUCACCCUCGUCCUCGCCUACCGUCUCCUGGUACCGCUCCUCUCAGCUGAACCGGACCACACCAAAGAGUCGUAUGUCGUCUACAUGGGGAGCCCGUCGGGUGGCGGCGGCGGAGACCCGGAGGAGGUGCAGGCGACUCACCUGCAGAUGAUGUCGUCCAUCGUCCCGAGCGACGAGCAGGGGAGGGUGGCGCUGAGGCAGAGUUACUACCACGCCUUCGAGGGCUUCGCCGCCGAUCUCACUGAGAAGGAGGCCGCCGCACUCUCCGGGCACGAGAGGGUGGUGUCGGUGUUCCGGGACAGCCCGCUGCAGCUACACACGACACGCUCGUGGGACUUCCUCGAGGUGCAGUCGGGGCUCCGGUCCGGCCGCCUCGGCCGCCGGGCGUCCGGCGAUGUCAUCAUCGGCAUCGUGGAUACCGGUGUCUGGCCGGAGUCGCCAAGCUUUAACGACGCCGGGAUGCGGGAGGUGCCGACGCGGUGGCGCGGCGUGUGCAUGGAAGGCCCGGACUUCAAGAAGAGCAACUGCAACAAGAAACUCAUAGGCGCCCGGUACUACGGCGUCCAGCCCGAGUCGGCGUCAAACGCUUCCCGCGCUGGGGCGGCGCCGGCCGCGACCGGAUCUCCGCGCGACACCGUGGGCCAUGGCACACACACGGCGUCGACGGCGGCCGGCGCGGUCGUGGCGGACGCGGACUUCUACGGGCUCGCCCGGGGCGUGGCCAAAGGCGGCGCCCCCGCGAGCCGGGUGGCCGUGUACCGUGCGUGCUCGCUGGGCGGGUGCUCGGCGUCGGCCGUGCUCAAGGCCAUCGAUGACGCGGUGGGCGACGGCGUGGACGUGAUCUCCAUCUCCAUCGGCAUAAGCUCCGCGUUCCAGUCGGACUUCCUCAGCGACCCCAUCGCGCUGGGCGCGUUCCACGCGCACCAGCGCGGCGUGCUGGUGGUCUGCUCAGGCGGCAACGACGGGCCCAACCCCUACACCGUUGUCAACUCUGCGCCGUGGAUCCUCACCGUCGCCGCCUCCUCCAUCGACCGCGCCUUCCAGUCCAGCAUCGCUCUCGGCAACGGCACCAUCGUGAAGGGAGUGGCAAUAAACUUCUCCAACCAGAGCCUCAACGGCGGUCAGUACCCUCUAGUGUUUGGGCCCCAGGCGGCAGCCCACUAUGCGCCGGUCGCCGAGGCAAGCAACUGCUACCCUGGAUCGCUGGACGCGCAGAAGGUGGCCGGGAAGAUCGUGGCGUGCGUCGGCACGGACCCGAUGGUGUCGCGGCGGGUGAAGAAGCUGGUCGCCGAGGGGUCGGGCGCCAGGGGGCUGGUGCUCAUCGACGACGCCGAGAAGGACAUCCCGUUCGUCUCGGGCGGCUUCGCCUUCUCCCAAUUGGGCACCGACGCCGGGGCGCAGAUCCUCGAGUACAUCAGCUCCACAAAGAAUCCGACGGCUGUGAUCCUCCCGACCGAGGACGUCAAGGAUUUCAUGCCUGCGCCGGUGGUAGCGUCCUUCUCGGCGCGUGGCCCCGGCCUCACAGAGUCCAUCCUCAAGCCUGAUCUGAUGGCGCCCGGCGUCAGCAUCCUCGCCGCCACGAUCCCGUCCGGGGACAUUGGCGACGUCCCGCCUGGCAAGAAGCCCUCGGCCUUCGCCAUCAAGUCCGGCACCUCGAUGGCCUGCCCGCACGUCGCCGGCGCCGCCGCCUUCGUCAAGUCGGCGCACCCGGGCUGGACGCCGUCCAUGAUCAGAUCAGCUCUCAUGACCACAGCGACGACGACGAACAACCUCGGAAGGCCGCUGGCGAGCAGCACGGGCGCGGCGGCGACGGGUCACGACAUGGGCGCCGGGGAGAUGAGCCCGCUGCGGGCGCUCAGCCCGGGCCUGGUGUUCGACACCACCACGCAGGACUACCUCAACUUCCUCUGCUUCUACGGCUACAAGGAGCAGCUUGUCCGCAAGGUCUCGGGAACCGCGCGCUUCGCCUGCCCCGCGGGCGCGCCGUCGCCGGACCUCAUCGCGGCGGGCGUCAACUACCCGUCCAUCUCCGUGCCACGGCUCCUCAGGGGGAAACCCGUCACCGUGGCGCGCACUGCCAUGAACGUGGGGCCGUCGAACGCGACGUACGUGGCGGCCGUCGAGGCGCCCCUCGGCCUGACGGUACAGGUGUCCCCGGACCGGCUGGUGUUCUCGGGGAGGUGGACGACGGCGAGGUACGAGGUGAGCUUCGACGUCAGCGCCGGCGCGGGCGCGAGCAAGGGGUACGCGCACGGCGCCGUCACCUGGUCCGAUGGCGCGCACUCGGUCCGGACGCCGUUCGCGGUCAAUGUCAUCUGAUCUGAUUGAUUAUCGGUGUUUUGCUACUUUUUUUUGGUUUUGUUCCUUGGUUCACGUGUGUUUGGUUUAGGCUUCGAGUACAAGACUACCUAUUUGUAUGCCACGGAGCUC
Phragmites australis (common reed) is the source of this 2667-nucleotide messenger RNA. RefSeq names its product CO(2)-response secreted protease-like. The record is from RefSeq and is a predicted model, not a curated record. Gene Ontology annotation, molecular function: serine-type endopeptidase activity. Lineage: Eukaryota; Viridiplantae; Streptophyta; Magnoliopsida; Poales; Poaceae. Gene Ontology annotation, biological process: proteolysis. The transcript is spliced from 9 exons. The coding region runs from base 217 to 2556 and encodes 779 amino acids.